GAGAGCAGCGCGAGCCCCCUCUGUGUAUGGGUGUUUUUGUGCCUUCCUGCGCGCGUGCUUCGGUGGUAUGGUUUUAUCUGCUCGAGCAGAUGCAGCUAAUCUUUGAGUCAGUGGGGAGGAAAAAGUGAGCGUCGCGCGCCAGCUGGACAACAUCAGGAUGUCUGCGGAAAAGCUGGAGAAAAAGAAGACGUUAGAGUUGAGGAAGAAGCAUAUUGGGCCAUCCUGUAAGAUUUUCUUCAGCCAUGACCCUAUCAAGAUUGUGCGAGCCAAAGGCCAGUACAUGUAUGAUGAGAAAGGACAGCGCUACUUGGACUGCAUCAAUAAUGUGGCUCAUGUGGGCCACUGUCACCCAGAUGUGGUGAGGGCUGGAGCUGAGCAGAUGGAACAGCUUAACACCAACUCACGGUUCUUGCAUGAUAACCUCGUACUGUAUGCCCAGAGGCUGCAAGCCACACUGCCUGACAAGCUGUCUGUGUGCUACUUUGUCAACUCUGGCUCUGAAGCCAACGACCUGGCACUGCGUCUGGCAUGGCAGUACACCGGCCACAAAGACAUCAUCACAUUGGACAACGCAUACCACGGCCACGUUUCAUCCCUCAUUGACAUCAGUCCGUAUAAGUUCCACCAGCUGUCAGAUGCAGAGAAGAACCAAUCUGUCCAUGUGGCUCCAAGCCCAGAUGUGUACAGAGGCAAAUACAGAGCGGACCACCCCGACCCUGCCAAAGCGUAUGCAGAUGAUGUCAAAGACAUGAUAGAAAAAGUCCAAGAGAAAGGAGGAAAGAUUGCAGCUUUUAUUGCUGAGUCACUGCAGAGUUGUGGCGGGCAGGUCAUCCCCCCUGUGGGCUACUUCCAGAAGGUUGCAGAACAUGUGCGAAAGGCAGGAGGUGUUUUCAUUGCUGAUGAAGUCCAGGUGGGUUUUGGGCGUGUUGGCACCCACUUCUGGGCUUUCCAGCUUCAGGGAGAGGACUUUGUGCCUGAUAUUGUCACCAUGGGAAAACCUAUAGGCAACGGUCACCCCAUGUCCUGCGUGGUCACAACCAAAGAGGUGGCUGAGGCCUUCAUGCAAACAGGAAUGGAGUAUUUCAAUACAUUUGGCGGUAACCCAGUGUCGUGUGCCAUCGGUCUGGCUGUGCUGGACGUGAUUGUGAAAGAGGAUCUGCAGGGAAAUGCGCUGCGUGUGGGCCGGUACUUGACUGAUCUGCUGGAAAAGCAGAAAGAGAAGCAUCCACUGGUUGGUGAUAUUAGGGGGCGUGGUCUCUUUGUUGGAGUGGAGCUUGUGAAAGAUCGGCUGAAGCUAACUCCUGCUACAGCAGAAGCUCAAGAAGUCAUUUAUAAGUUAAAGGAGCAGCGCAUUCUUCUCAGCGCAGACGGACCUCAUCGCAAUGUGCUCAAAUUUAAGCCUCCUAUGUGCUUCACGACAGAGGACGCUGACCUGGCAGUGGAGCAGAUCGACCGCAUUCUUACAGAGCUGGAGAAGGCCUUAGGCAUGAAGUUGCACAAUGUUUUGAAUGUAGAGAAUGGAGGCAGCAAAAGAAAGCUGACACCUGAUGAAAAUGGACACCAGCAUCACAGUGGGUUAGCACACAACAAAGGGAGCAGUCAAGGAGCUUCCCAACAAACUAAACAAACCAAACGCCUCAGGACAUAAUGUAAUGACAGCAAAUAAGCUUUUGCAUAGGUAAAAAAAACACAGUUAUAGAAAAUAACCAUGUAUGAAAUCAACAGAAAAGCUUUAAUUUAAAAAAUAAACUAUAGUUAACAUAUAGAAGUGUCUUCUCAGGUUUUUCUAAUUACAUAGAAAGUAAGCUAUGUCUUUAACAUAGAGAACAACUUUUAUGGAUUUACUAUGGUGCUAAAAUUAUUAUUGUGUAAUUAGUAAUGCUACACAAACUGUUUAUUCCUUAUUUUAAUUCAUGCCAACAUUCAGUUGCCUGCAACGUCCAGGGACUCUUGAUUUUCUACAUGUACCUGUAGGAACAAACAUUUAUGUCUGUUUUAAUAUCAAAAAACAGUUUUUAUGAUUCUAACAAUGCUAACUUAAUCUAAACAUGUAUUUGCACAGAUUAUUGCACAUUUUGUAGUGAAUUGAUUGGUUUGGAAUAAAACACUGUCUGAAAAUUA
Cheilinus undulatus (humphead wrasse) is the source of this 2121-nucleotide messenger RNA. It is a transcript of the gene etnppl, whose product is annotated as ethanolamine-phosphate phospho-lyase. The transcript is spliced from 13 exons. The record is from RefSeq and is a predicted model, not a curated record. Gene Ontology annotation, cellular component: mitochondrion. Lineage: Eukaryota; Metazoa; Chordata; Actinopteri; Labriformes; Labridae. Gene Ontology annotation, molecular function: ethanolamine-phosphate phospho-lyase activity; pyridoxal phosphate binding; transaminase activity. The coding region runs from base 158 to 1648 and encodes 496 amino acids.